AUGGGCAAACUGACUCGGGCCACUGGGGUCCGCGAGGAGAAUGGGAGGGAUAAAUACUUUUGUGAAGUGCAGUUAUACGGACUCAGCCCGCCCGUGUACCCAACCCCUGAGGGCCAAGGAACAAGCUCCCCAGAAUGGACAGCAGCAUAUACCAAAGCCCGAGCAUUCAUCGCCCAACUCACAUUUGACGAAAAAUUGAACCUGACCAGAGGAUUCACCGGUAGUUGCGUAGGCAACACAGGAUCCGUCCCUCGUCUCGGCUUCAAAGGUCUCUAUUUCGAGGAUGCACCAGCUGGGAUCCGUGGGCCGGAUUUUGUGUCUGCGUUUCCGGCUGGAUCGCAUCUGGCGCAGACGUGGGAUAGGGAGUAUAUGUAUGCGUACGGAAAAGCACUCGGAGAAGAGUAUUAUGGGAAAGGUGUCAAUGUGGCGCUUGGCCCUGUUGGUGGACCGCUUGGUAGAGUUGCGAGAGCGGGGAGGAAUUGGGAGGGGCCGGGUCCAGAUCCGUACGUGACUGGUGUGCAGAUGGAGGAAGUUGUGAAGGGGAUGCAAGGUGCUGGUGUGAUUGCUUGCUCGAAGCACUUUCUUUUCAACGAACAAGAAUACCGUCGGCUUCCUAACGAACUCGGAGAGUCCAUGUCUUCCAACGUUGAUGACUUGACUCUUCAUGAACUGUAUGCAUGGCCAUUCAUGAACGCAUUGAAAGCCGGUACCGGUGCAGUGAUGUGCUCAUACCAACGAGCCAAUAAUUCGUACUCUUGUCAGAACUCCAAACUUCUCAAUGGCAUCUUGAAGACAGAAUUCGGGUUUGAAGGAUUCGUCGUCAGCGACUGGCAAGCACAACAAUCAGGAGUCAGUACUGCCAAUGCAGGGCUCGACAUAGUCAUGCCAGAUGGUGGAUUCUGGGGUAAAAAUCUGAGUGAAGCUGUUACCAAUGGUUCGGUCUCCAUUGAACGACUAAACGACAUGGUGACUCGAACAAUGGCCUCAUUCUACUUCCUCAAUCAGAACGACAGCUAUCCCGAGGCACAGAUAUUCUCGCCAACAGUACAGCACCCGAUACUAGACGUUCGAAGCGACCAUGAUAAAGUCAUCCGUGAGAUUGGAGCAGCCGGACAUGUUCUAGUCAAGAAUGUCAACAAGACGCUGCCACUCAAGAAACCUCGAUAUGUCAGUAUCUUCGGUUACGAUGCAGAGGUCAAGGCCGUACCAUGGACAAAUCCUCUUCGAUAUGGCGGUGGGUAUGAGGUGAACUUUGGCUGGAAUACCUUCAAUGGCACCUUGAUCGUUGGUGGCGGUUCAGGUAGCAACACGCCUCCAUAUGUCAUCUCACCCUUCAAAGCAAUUCAAGACCGAGUCAUUGCCGAUCGUGAAGCGAAUUCCGAGGUUUGCCUUGUGUUCAUCAACGCUUACGCAUCCGAAUCUUUCGACCGCACAUCGUUGUCCGACAAGUUUUCAGACAAUCUCGUUCUCAACGUUGCUGGACAAUGCUCGAACACUGUGGUCGUUCUCCAUUCAGCCGGCCCAAGAGUCGUCGAUGCUUGGAUUGAGCAUGAGAAUGUGACUGCAGUCAUCUUCGGUGGUCUUCCAGGCCAAGAAUCAGGCCAUGCUCUUGUGGAUGUCCUAUAUGGAGACGUAAAUCCUAGUGGUAAGCUGGUCCACACAAUCGCGAAGAAAGACGAAGAUUAUGGUGAUCUUCUGAACUCGACCAUCGACUUCUCAGCUUUUCCGCAGCAAAACUUCAGUGAAGGUGUUUACAUUGACUACCGAGCCUUUGAUCGGAAUGCCAUCGAGCCACGCUUUGAAUUUGGAUACGGGCUUUCGUAUACCGAGUUUGCGUAUUCGAAUCUCACCAUCGUCAAGACUGGUGCUAAUACUGCUGAAUAUCCGUCUGCAGAUGUCUCCAUUGUCCAAGGAGGCCACCCAGAGCUCUGGGACAUUCUGUUCAAUGUUACAGCAGCCAUCACCAACAUUGGAGACGUUGCAGGUGCUGAAAUUGCACAAUUGUACCUUGGAGUACCAGGCGCUCCCAUUCGUCAAUUGAGAGGCUUCGACAAAGUUAUGGUGCAGCGAAAUUCAACAGCGCAUGUCAUAUUUCCAUUGACUCGUAGAGAUCUGAGUGUUUGGGACGUGGUAGCACAGAAAUGGAGACUUCAGACAGCAGAGUAUAACAUUACUGUGGGGGCCAGUAGUAGAGAUCUGAGAUUGAACGCUACUUUGCAACUAUAG
Messenger RNA from Mollisia scopiformis, 2226 nucleotides. RefSeq names its product beta-glucosidase-related glycosidase. Gene Ontology annotation, biological process: glucan catabolic process. Bases 1 to 2226 code for a protein of 741 amino acids. Gene Ontology annotation, molecular function: beta-glucosidase activity. The record is from RefSeq and is a predicted model, not a curated record. NCBI's taxonomy places the organism in Eukaryota, Fungi, Ascomycota, Leotiomycetes, Helotiales, Mollisiaceae. The transcript is spliced from 5 exons.